Messenger RNA from Nycticebus coucang (slow loris), 9845 nucleotides. It is a transcript of the gene CACNA1I, whose product is annotated as calcium voltage-gated channel subunit alpha1 I. The record is from RefSeq and is a predicted model, not a curated record. Gene Ontology annotation, molecular function: voltage-gated sodium channel activity; low voltage-gated calcium channel activity. Bases 174 to 6737 code for a protein of 2187 amino acids. Gene Ontology annotation, biological process: positive regulation of calcium ion-dependent exocytosis; calcium ion transmembrane transport; membrane depolarization during action potential. Gene Ontology annotation, cellular component: voltage-gated calcium channel complex; voltage-gated sodium channel complex; neuron projection. The transcript has 37 exons. Lineage: Eukaryota; Metazoa; Chordata; Mammalia; Primates; Lorisidae.
CCUCGAGCCCCGGGGACUCAGCUGAUCCAGAACCCGCGGGGGCGCGGCUGGCGGGGCUAGGGGUCCCUCCCGAUUGCCGGCUUCGGGGGACGCGUCGCCCCCGCGUCUCUAACCUGGACGACCCCCCGCGGCCCGGCGCCAUCCAUGCCAAGGGUUCCCAGCUCAGCACUGACAUGGCUGAGAGCACCUCUCCACCCUCCUCAUCUGUAGCAGCCCCGGCUGCUGAGCUGGGGGUCACAGAGCAGCCGGGGCCCCAGAGCCCCCCACCCUCUCCGCCAGGCCUGGAGGAGCCCCUGGAUGGAGCCGAUCCUGAUGUCCCACACCCAGACCUGGCACCUGUUGCCUUCUUUUGCCUACGACAGACCACCAGCCCCCGGAACUGGUGCAUCAAGAUGGUGUGCAAUCCAUGGUUCGAGUGUGUCAGCAUGCUGGUGAUCCUGCUGAACUGCGUGACCCUGGGCAUGUACCAGCCCUGUGAUGACAUGGACUGCCUGUCUGACCGCUGCAAGAUCCUGCAGGUGUUUGAUGACUUCAUCUUCAUCUUCUUUGCCAUGGAGAUGGUGCUCAAGAUGGUGGCCCUGGGCAUUUUUGGCAAGAAAUGCUACCUUGGGGACACGUGGAACCGCCUGGACUUCUUCAUUGUCAUGGCAGGGAUGGUCGAGUACUCUCUGGACCUUCAGAACAUCAACCUGUCAGCCAUCCGUACCGUGCGUGUCCUGAGGCCCCUCAAAGCCAUCAACCGCGUGCCCAGUAUGCGGAUCCUGGUGAAUCUGCUUCUGGACACACUGCCCAUGCUGGGGAACGUCCUCCUGCUCUGUUUCUUUGUCUUCUUCAUCUUCGGCAUCAUUGGCGUGCAGCUCUGGGCAGGCCUGCUGCGCAACCGCUGCUUCCUGGAGGAAAACUUCACCAUACAAGGGGAUGUGGCCUUGCCGCCCUACUACCAGCAGGAGGAGGAUGAUGAGAUGCCCUUCAUCUGCUCCCUGUCUGGGGACAAUGGCAUCAUGGGCUGCCAUGAGAUCCCCCCACUCAAGGAGCAGGGCCGGGAGUGCUGCCUGUCCAAGGACGAUGUCUACGACUUAGGCACAGGGCGCCAGGACCUCAAUGCCAGCGGCCUCUGUGUCAAUUGGAACCGCUACUACAAUGUGUGCCGCACGGGCAGUGCCAACCCCCACAAAGGUGCCAUCAACUUUGACAACAUAGGUUAUGCCUGGAUUGUCAUCUUCCAGGUGAUCACUCUGGAAGGCUGGGUGGAGAUCAUGUACUAUGUGAUGGACGCUCACUCCUUCUACAACUUCAUCUAUUUUAUCCUGCUUAUCAUAGUGGGCUCCUUCUUCAUGAUCAACCUGUGCCUCGUUGUCAUAGCGACCCAGUUCUCGGAGACCAAGCAGCGGGAGCACCGGCUGAUGCUGGAGCAGCGGCAGCGCUACCUGUCCUCCAGCACGGUGGCCAGCUACGCAGAGCCCGGGGACUGCUAUGAGGAGAUCUUCCAGUACGUCUGCCACAUCCUGCGCAAGGCCAAGCGCCGUGCCCUGGGCCUCUAUCAGGCCCUGCAGAGCCGGCGCCGGGCCCUGGGCCCAGGGGCCCCUGCCCCUGCCAAGCCCGGGCCACAUGCCAAGGAGCCUAGGCACUACAAGCUGUGCCUGAGACACAGCCCCCUGGACCCAACGCCCCAUGCGUUGGUGCAGCCCAUCUCUGCCACACUGGCCUCUGACCCUGCCAGCUGUCCCCGCUGCCAGCACGAGGCAGGAUGGCGGCCCUCGGGCCUGGGCAGCACCGACUCAGGCCAGGAGGGCUCAGGCUCUGGUGGCUCCGGUGGUGGCGAAGAAGAGGCAGAUGGGGACGGGGCCCAGAGCAGUGAGGAUGGGGUGUCCUCGGGACUGGAGAAGGAGGACGAGGAGGAACAGGCAGACGGGCCAGCCCGGCUCUGUGAGGCCGUGUGGCGGGAGACGCGAGCCAAGCUACGGGGCAUUGUGGACAGCAAGUACUUCAACCGUGGCAUCAUGAUGGCCAUCCUGGUUAACACCGUCAGCAUGGGCAUCGAGCACCACGAGCAGCCUGAGGAACUGACUAACGUUCUGGAGAUCUGCAACGUGGUCUUCACCAGCAUGUUUGCCUUGGAGAUGAUCUUGAAGCUGGCUGCUUUCGGGCUCUUCGACUACCUGCGCAACCCAUACAACAUCUUUGACAGCAUCAUCGUCAUCAUCAGCAUCUGGGAGAUUGUGGGGCAGGCAGAUGGUGGCUUGUCAGUGCUGAGGACCUUCCGGCUUCUACGCGUGCUGAAACUGGUACGCUUCAUGCCUGCGCUGCGGCGCCAGCUCGUGGUGCUCAUGAAGACCAUGGACAACGUGGCCACCUUCUGCAUGCUGCUCAUGCUCUUCAUCUUCAUCUUCAGCAUCCUUGGGAUGCACAUCUUUGGCUGCAAAUUCAGCCUCCGCACAGACACAGGAGACACAGUUCCUGAUAGGAAGAACUUUGACUCCCUGCUGUGGGCCAUCGUUACAGUGUUCCAGAUCCUCACGCAGGAAGACUGGAACGUCGUCCUCUACAAUGGCAUGGCCUCCACCUCCCCCUGGGCCUCCCUCUACUUUGUCGCCCUCAUGACCUUUGGCAACUAUGUGCUGUUCAACCUGCUGGUGGCCAUCCUGGUGGAGGGCUUCCAGGCAGAGGGUGAUGCCAAUCGCUCCUACUCCGAUGAGGACCAGAGCUCAUCCAAUAUAGAGGAGUUUGACAAGCUUCAGGAGGGUCUGGACAUCAGUGGAGAUCCUAAGCUCUGCCCAGUCCCCAUGACCCCCAAUGGACACCUGGACCCCAGCCUCCCACUGGCUGGGCAUCUUGGUCCUGCUGGGGCUGUGGCACCAGCCCCCCGCCUCUCACUGCAGCCAGACCCUGUGCUGGUGGCCCUGGGUUCUCGAAAGAGCAGCGUUAUGUCUCUGGGGAGGAUGAGCUAUGAUCAGCGCUCCCUGUCCAGCUCCAGGAGCUCCUACUAUGGGCCAUGGGGCCGCAGCGGGGCCUGGGCCAGCCGUCGCUCCAGCUGGAACAGCCUCAAGCACAAACCACCGUCCGCGGAGCACGAGUCCCUGCUCUCGGCGGAGCGCGGCAGCAACACCCGGGCCUGCGAGGGUGCAGGGGAGGAGGCGCCGCCGCGCGCUGUGCCCCUGCACGCCCCCCACACGCAUCACGCGCACCACGCCCACCAUGCGCACCACCUGGCGCACCGUCACCGCCACCACCGCCGGACGCUGUCCCUCGACACUAGGGAUUCGGUGGACCUAGCUGAGCUGGUGCCUACUAUGGGCGCCCACCCCCGGGCCGCUUGGAGGGCGGCGGGUCCAGCCCCCGGGCAUGAGGACUGCAAUGGCAGGAUGCCCAGCAUCGCCAAGGAUGUCUUCACCAAGAUGGGCGACCACCGGGAUCGCGGGGACGACGAGGAGGAGAUUGACUAUACUCUAUGCUUCCGCGUCCGUAAGAUGAUCGACGUCUACAAGCCUGACUGGUGCGAGGUCCGUGAGAACUGGUCUGUCUACCUCUUCUCUCCUGAGAACAGGUUCCGGGUUCUGUGUCAGACUAUCAUCGCCCACAAGCUCUUCGACUAUGUUGUCCUGGCCUUCAUCUUCCUCAACUGCAUCACCAUUGCCUUGGAGCGUCCCCAGAUCGAGGCCGGCAGCACAGAACGCAUCUUCCUCACGGUGUCCAACUACAUCUUCACAGCCAUCUUUGUGGGGGAGAUGACACUGAAGGUGGUCUCGUUGGGCUUGUACUUCGGAGAGCAGGCCUACCUACGCAGCAGCUGGAACGUGCUGGAUGGCUUCCUGGUCUUCGUGUCGAUCAUCGACAUUGUGGUGUCCCUGGCCUCCGCCGGGGGAGCCAAGAUCCUGGGAGUCCUCCGUGUCUUGAGGCUCCUGCGCACCUUACGCCCCCUGCGCGUCAUCAGCCGGGCGCCAGGCCUAAAGCUGGUGGUGGAGACUCUCAUCUCUUCUCUCAAGCCCAUUGGCAACAUCGUCCUCAUCUGCUGUGCCUUCUUCAUAAUCUUUGGCAUUCUGGGAGUACAGCUCUUUAAGGGCAAGUUCUACCACUGUCUGGGCAUGGACACUCGCAAUAUCACCAACCGCUCUGACUGCAUGGCUGCCAACUACCGCUGGGUGCAUCAUAAAUACAACUUCGACAACCUGGGCCAGGCUUUGAUGUCUCUCUUUGUCCUGGCAUCCAAGGACGGCUGGGUGAAUAUCAUGUACAAUGGUCUGGACGCUGUCGCUGUGGAUCAGCAGCCGGUGACCAACCACAACCCCUGGAUGCUGCUAUACUUCAUCUCCUUCCUGCUCAUCGUCAGCUUCUUUGUCCUCAACAUGUUUGUGGGUGUGGUGGUGGAGAACUUCCACAAGUGCCGGCAACACCAGGAGGCUGAGGAGGCACGGCGGCGGGAGGAGAAGCGGCUGCGGCGCCUGGAGAAGAAACGCCGCAAGGCUCAGCGUCUGCCCUACUAUGCCACCUAUUGUCCCACCCGGCUACUCAUCCACUCCAUGUGCACCAGCCACUACCUGGACAUCUUCAUCACCUUCAUCAUCUGCCUCAAUGUGGUCACCAUGUCCCUGGAGCACUACAACCAGCCUACGUCCCUGGAGACAGCCCUCAAGUACUGCAACUAUAUGUUCACCACUGUCUUUGUGCUGGAGGCUGUGCUGAAGCUGGUGGCAUUUGGUCUGAGGCGCUUCUUUAAGGACCGGUGGAACCAGCUGGACCUGGCCAUUGUUCUUCUGUCAGUCAUGGGCAUCACGCUGGAAGAGAUCGAGAUCAAUGCAGCCCUGCCCAUCAACCCCACCAUCAUCCGCAUCAUGCGGGUUUUGCGCAUUGCCAGGGUGCUGAAGCUAUUGAAGAUGGCCACAGGGAUGCGGGCCCUGCUGGACACGGUGGUGCAGGCUUUGCCCCAGGUGGGCAACCUGGGCCUCCUCUUCAUGCUGCUCUUCUUCAUCUACGCCGCCCUGGGUGUGGAGCUCUUUGGGAAGCUGGUCUGCAAUGAUGAGAACCCAUGUGAGGGCAUGAGCCGGCACGCCACCUUUGAGAACUUUGGCAUGGCCUUCCUCACACUCUUCCAGGUCUCCACUGGUGACAACUGGAAUGGGAUCAUGAAGGACACACUGCGGGACUGCACCCAUGAUGAGCGCAGUUGCCUGAGCAGCCUGCAGUUUGUGUCGCCGCUGUACUUCGUCAGCUUCGUGCUCACAGCCCAGUUCGUGCUCAUCAACGUGGUGGUGGCUGUGCUCAUGAAACACCUGGACGACAGCAAUAAGGAGGCGCAGGAGGAUGCCGAGAUGGAUGCUGAGAUUGAGCUGGAGAUGGCCCACAGCCUGGGCCCUGGCCCUCGGCUGCCCACCAGUUCUCCUGGGAUCCCCAGCCAUGGGCCAGGAGGGGCAGGCAGCGGGGGCGAUGCUGAGGGUCGCUUGUGCCGGCGCUGCUACUCUCCAGCCCAGGAGACCCUGUGGCUGGACAGCGUCUCUUUAAUCAUCAAGGACUCACUGGAGGGAGAGCUGACCAUCAUUGAUAAUCUGUCUGGCUCCGUCUUUCACCACUAUGCCUCACCCGCCGGCCACGGGAAGUGCCACCAUGACCAGCAAGAGGUACAGCUGGCUGAGACAGAGGCCUUCUCCUUGAACUCAGACAGGUCUUCGUCCAUCCUGCUGGGUGAUGACCUGAGUCUCGAAGACCCCACAGUAUGCCCUUCUGGCCACAAAGACAGCAAGGGUGAGCUGGACCUGCCUGAGCCCAUGUGUGUGGGGGACCUGGGCGAAUGCUUCUUCCCCUUGUCCGCUACGGCCAUUUCGUCAGGUCCAGAGAACUUCCUGUGUGAGAUGGAAGCAAUCCCAUUCAACCCUGUCCGGUCCUGGCUGAAACAUGAGAGUAGUCAAGCACUGCCCCCAAGACCCUUCUCCCCGGAUGCCUCCAGCCCGCUCCUGCCCAUGCCGCCCGAGUUCUUCCACCCUGCUGUGUCCGCUAGCCAGAAAGGGCAGGAGAAGGGCACUAGUGCUGAGAGCCUCCCCAAGAUCGCCCUCCAGGGCUCCUGGGCAUCCCUGCGGUCGCCAAGCGUCAACUGCACCCUGCUCCGGCAGGCCACUGGGAGUGACACUUCGCUGGACGCCAGCCCCAGCAGCUCUGCAGGCAGCCUGCAGACCACGCUGGAGGACAGCCUGACCCUCAGCGACAGUCCCCGGCGCACCCUGGGGCCGCCCGCGCCUGCCAUGGGGCCCCGGGCCGGCCUCUCCCCGGCGGCCCGCCGCCGCCUCAGCCUGCGGGGCCGCGGCCUGUUCAGCCUGCGCGGGCUGCGGGCGCAUCAGCGCAGCCACAGCAGCGGGGGCUCCACCAGCCCGGGCUGCACCCACCACGACUCCAUGGACCCCUCGGACGAGGAGGGCCGCGGCGGCGCGGGCGGCGGGGGCGCGGGCAGCGAGCACUCGGAGACCCUCAGCAGCCUCUCGCUCACCUCCCUCUUCUGCCCGCCGCCCCCGCCGCCGGCCCCUGGCCUCACGCCCUCCAGGAAGUUCAGCAGCACCAGCAGCCUGGCCACCGGCCCCGGCCGCACGCGUGCACCCGCCGCCCAGCCCCGCGGCCUGGCCCGGAGCCCGUCGUGGGCCGCGGACCGCAGCAAGGACCCUCCGGGCUCGGGCCUGCGUCCCUCGGGACCGGAGCCGCAGCCGCCCCCUGGGGCGCUGGAGCCGGGAGACGCGGCGAGCAAGAGGAAGAGAUGAGGGGCCCCCGGGGCCGCGCCGUGGCCCGAGCCCCCGCCGCCCGUCUCACCUUCUUUUACCUCAGGAGCCAGGGAGCAGACAGCAAUACUUUGUCCACACCUGGGAAUGGCGCAGGGGCCAGCCCGGCACAGGCCGCUGAGAUGGCAGCAUCGCCCAGGGUCUGGGUUAGCGGAUGCUCAGCCGUGGCCCAGCCGUGGCCCAGCGUGGCCCUUGCAGUGCAUAUACACACAUAUAUAUGCAGAUAUAUAUAUACAUAGACAGACAUAUAUAUAUAUAUUUAUUUUUUUUACCGAGAGCUUAUGACUUCCAGAAAGUGCUAAAUUUGGGGAGUGUGGGCGGUGGCCUGGACAGGGGUUUUGUCUCUAGGCACAUGGUCCUGCCGGGAAUUGGCAGAGCUGUGGUUUUGGUGUUUUCCCGGGGUUGAGAGUAGCCUGGAGGCAGGCCCAGAGGAGAGGUGCAGUUCAGGGUGCAUUAUUUUUUAUUUUUUAUUUUUUUUCUCUCUCUCUUUAAAGAAGAAACGCUGCUAAGAUCCCGCAUCGCCCCUCCAUUCAGGGUGUCUGUCUUGUCAUUCCUGACAGUCUUGUUGUUGUGAAGCCUUUUGUAGACACCCCACAGCACACGAACUCCUUUAGUCAAUCAGUUAGAUGUCUUUCUUUAGAAAAAUCAGGGGUGAGUAGUCGUGUUUUCUUAGGGCAGAGGGUGAGGGUGGAGAAUAGCUACAGGCAGGGCAGGGGACUCUGGCUCCAGGUAUGAUCCUGGCCCUGGCUCUGCCCCAGGAAGGCCAAGGGCAGGAAGAGGGGCAGCAGGAGAGAGAAAAGGUGAAAGGGAUUGAGCAGGCACAGUGUGCUUGACAAAUUGAAGGUACUCUCCUGGUCUACGCUGGCUCCCCUGCCCAGGCAGUCACUUGUGUGAUUCCUGCUGCCUAUACCUCCAGCGUGGGCCCCGAGCUGUGGUUAUGCUGCCCCAGUCCUGGCCAGCUCUGCCCUUACCCCAGAGGAGUUUAGGGUCCAGUAGGUGUGGCGGAAUUCUAGGCAGGGGUCAGGGAACCUGCCUGGGCCUUGAGAGCAGCCCUGUCCCUGCCCCAUUUCCCUGACCCCCAGUUGGAUCACCUGGAGACCACACCCUCUGACUACGGUCUGCCUGACUAUGAGUCUCCAGCCUCCCAAACAGGUUCCAGAUAGGUGUGUUUCAUUUGGUCAGUUACACAUUUAUUUUAGUACUUAUAGAAAAAAAUAAUACAUUGAAUCUUUAAUUUCAGAGAAAUAUUGUUUAGGUCAAGGCUGUUUUAAAAAGUAAGCGGACUUUUUCUUUAAUGUCACUUUAAAGAUUGGGGAACAUGUUGGUAGCGAUGAUCCAUAGAUAUGACAGAACUAGCCUGAGUUUCGGAAAUGCUGUGCAGUUGCUGAGGCCCCUUUGCCUUGACAAAGAUCUCUGAGGACUUCAGCAGGGCCCUGCCCAGGGGAUUUUAUCCCUGUUUCCAAAACCUGACUUGAAAUAACUUGGUCUGAGUCUAGGCUGGACUGGAGGGUAGGCCACUUAAAGGGGCUCUGUUGUCCCCCUGGCUGGCGGGGACCCUGGGGGCCUGGGCACUGGGAGCAGUGGUUGGUGCAUAGGCCUUGGUGCACAGGCCUUCCCCUCAGAGCUGAGGGCAUCAGGGGCAGGGAAGAAUUGUCAUGCCUACUUUACUGGUGAGGAAACUGAGGCCAGCUGUGCUCCCACAGGGCCCUGGCAACAAAGACGCUGGGGUACCGUGGAGGAUAGCAGCUCAGUGCCUGAGCUAUGGAAAAGCAACCCCAAUGUUUCAACGGUGUGUAGAUUUAGAGGGUCCAGGCAGGCCCAGCCUCUGGUGGCAUGGUGUUGGUGGGCCAGCGUGGCAGGCAGGCCCAGACUGGCUCCUGAGCCCCUCUGAGCACCCCUCCUCAUCCUAGAGGUGUGAUGCCACUCCACUAAGCUCUGGCUCAGGGCUGGCCCAGGAGGGUCAGGGUGUGCUCCCUCCUUCCAGGAUGAGGAGUUCCCUGGGACUCCCCCUUGGGGGCAGUGCACCUGCUCCAGAGAGCCUUGGCCCUGCCUCCCUUUUUCCACGUUGAUUGAUUGUUUUAUCAGGGUAGAGGAACUUAUCUGGGGAAGAGGGGAAGGAACAGGUCUGUCUGGUGCCUCCUUGGCUGGAGCAUCACCCUUGAAGGGAAGGCAGACACGUUUGUGCAAGUCAGCAUGUGGGUUGGGGCAUCCUAGGUAAAGGGGCAAAUGUGGGCCAGAUGCCUUCCUUCGAAGAUAGGAAUAGCCAGGUGAGGAGGUAGAGAAGCUUCACUUGAGGGAGUUAAAGGAAGUGGGCUUAUUCUCAGGGGGGCCCAAAUGCUGAUCCCAGGCACUUGGCCUUGUGUCUGUGGGCCAGAGGGACAGGGAACUGAUAGGGAGGCUGUGACUUUCUAGCCAGGACAAGCUGAAAUGGAAAGGGUUGGGUGAAGGGCCCUUCCUGCCUCAGGCCCAUGCCUGUUUAUCAGAAAAGCACAAACUUACCCUAACCCACAUGGGCCUGGCUGUGGGGACAGUAGGGACCUAGGUUCCAGACACCUUAAGCCGUCUAUCUGCACAGAGGGACCCGAAACCAGAAUGAGGUCAUGGCCUCCCCUGGCCAAACCCACUUCCGCUUCUCCAUCCUGCCUUCUGCACCAGGCAGCCCUGUACAGGAGGACACAGCACCCACACGGUAUCAGCCUGUCUACCAGUUUCCCCCUACUUCCUCCCUCUGGGGCCUUCUGUUUCCAGGGCCACUUCCAGCCCCCUUUGCUGUGUUGUAUAAGGGCUUGGGGUCUUAGAAGCUGCUCUUUAGCCCAGAUACACAUACUCUCUUUGUCUUUGUGCAAUAAUCAGUGUUGCUGUCAGAGCCUGGGCUGAGCUGAGGCCUGGGAAGAGGCAGAGGCCACCUCCUCCAGGAAGCCCUCAGCCUGGCCCCGCCGCUGUGACUAAAGCACCCCAGUCGCUGUACAGUUUCUAUGGUGUGAAUGAACUUCCCCCCUAGUUGCUGAUGGCACUGGUACCUGCUGGCUCUGAUGGCCUGGGUGUAGAGAAGCCAAGUGGCAGCCACCACCAAUGUUGUUUUGAAUAAAA